UCUGUGGCGGAAUACGUGGCAGAGCGACCUUAUGGUUCAGUGAGACUAGGAGCACAGGACGCGAGAGGGCCAGCUGUGUCGGUGAAGGUGUAAGUGACAGUCGAGAUUGUCAGUGUUGAGUGUUGUGGGAAAGUGCUUGUCACUCGGGAGGGUUGCUCUUGGAUACACACACUGAGAAGGGUGUGAGAUGGAUGCGGGAGAGCGACUGUCGCGACCUCUGGCAAGCCUGGGCAGCGAUGCGCACUUCCUGGACGCCAUCCUGGGGGAGAUCCUCCAGCCUCAGCUACAUGACGCCCUGGCAAGAGAGAGGGAGUGGGGGAGGCGGAGGGGACCUCCCAGCGCUCCUCCCCUGGAACUGGACAUGGACUACCUGGAAGGACUCGAUUCUCCGGAAGUGUCACCAAUUUGUACCGGUGUACUCGAGCAGGCGACCGCUCCCGAGCCUCCAGAAGAAGGGAGUGACAUAGAACUGUCCGAGGCUGAAGCCUCCCCGACGAGUGUACGAUUGUUGGAACUCGUGACGGCACUCGCGGACACGCUGCCUCCCCCUCCCCCGGACCCUUGUGAGAUGACGCGUUGUGACUCUUGGGAGUUCUCCUCCCUCCGGAAUCCCGUGGACACCACCGUUCGUUCCAAGAGUCCCUCCACUUGCUCUUCCUUUGAGUCCCUGUCCCGAGUGCUGGACGGUAUAUCUUCCCACGCCCCCUGUCGCGCUUCCAUGUUCCUCCCUCGUACCAAACGCCUCGACCUGCCCACCCGUCCACGCUCCGCCUCCCCCACCCUCCCAGUCAACGCUGGCAGCGACGACGACACUGACAGCUUCGUCACCGUUACAGUGGAAGAAUCGGAAAUGUUAGGGUCCAACAAUGGGUCGUUGCCAGGGAGACGGCGCCUGCGCAGCUGUAGCGACUGUAGCACGAGCAUCGCGCACCCCGCUCCCUGCCGCGCCAGUAGCCACGUCGACCUCACAAACAGCAAGUCCGCCGCCCCCACCACCUCCACCGCCGCCCCCGCGGCCUCUACCGCCCCCACGCGUCCAGACCACUGGCUGCGGAUGUCGAUGCGCCGCGUGAGGCCGUUUCGUCUCGAAUCCCCGGUCAGGCCGCUUUCCGCCCCCGUGACCCAACCGGAGCGUCCACGACCGUCCCAACCUGGCCGUCCCCACUCGGGACCUCCCCGCCCAACCAGGGGCCAACGCCGCCGAAUAUCCUCCUCCACGAGCCGUCGCCGGGAAGCCAACGCCUCAGAGCCCACCAGCCCCGACCAUUCCUGGACCCGCCACCCUCUCAGCGACGAUGAGGAGGACUCCGCCCCCAGCACCACCGUCACCGCUCCCACUUCACCUCAACAUGCUCCUGUACAGUCCAACCUCAGCGCCUACGAGAUGCCGCGCACCUGCCAGAGCGCCCUAGGCCAGUGGCCGCACGGUCUAAGCUCAGUGUUGGCCUCCCUCGGUUGUACCUUAGGCCUCUUCAACAUCAGCAGGUUCGCCGUUCUCAGCGUACAGUUCGGAGCAAACUUCUUCCUUCAGUUCCUCAUCAUGUCUCUACUGGUCGGCAUUCCUCUUUUCACCUUCCAUGUAUCUUUGGGUCAGCUCCUCGCUGCAGGCACCAUGGACAUGUGGAGGAUAUCACCCAUAUUUCAGGGUGUCGGCAUUGCUCUCCUAGUAUCACAAGCUCUUCUGGGUAUCUACAGCAUUGUGGGUGUUUCCUGGAUGUUCAUCUACUUCCGAGAUUCUUUCAUCACAAAGCAAGACAUCUAUCGAUGGGCAGAGCCUUUCAACGCUUACAGAGACGAUGGUCAGUCAAUGCCCGGAUACAACAUGACGCCUGUGAAGAUCGAAGAGACAGUUCCUGACUACUUCAGUGGCGUGGUGUUACAGCGCAACCUCAGCUCUCCGGGAAGUUCUCCAGGCAACCUCAAGUUCCAGGCUACAUUCAACCUUGCCGUAGUCUGGAUGCUAGUCUUCAUUUCUCUUAGUAAAGGUCUAAAAUCCUAUGGCAAAGUGGUGUACUUCUUUUCCCUGAUGCCUGUUUUCGGAAUGUUGUUGUUUUGCUCCAAACUUCUUGGCUUCAUGCCGGCUGAUCCUAAGUUCCAAUUUCUUUUUCCUGAAACCGAAUGGAGUGAAUUCUUUCUAAACUCAAAGAGCUGGGUGGCCGCUAGUACAGAAGCGUUCUACACGUGGGGACUCCUAGGCGCUGCCGCUAUGCAAGUAGCCUCGCACAACCGUCCCAAGCACUACCUCCACCGUGACACUGCCAUCGUCAUCAUCUUCACUCUCUCCAUUCUGGCACUCUCCGCCUUCCUGGCCAACUCCUGCACUCAGAUACUAUUGGCACACGGCUUCAUCUACAUGCCCAGCUCAUUCGAACGCAUGUCUACUUAUGCAUUUCUGCAUCCGGUCAAGAAUCCACUGCCCAACGCAUUCGCGGGGACGCCAGUGCGAUGGCUUACUCACUCACAAUAUGUAGUGGGGGAGAGUGUGUGGAUGCCUCACACAAACACUCGUCAACAGAGCGGCUACCAGGCUCUGCGCCUCGCCACCGAACUCGUACCCUCCACUCUCGCACUCAUCGGAGCCAACAACCUUUCGCCCUUCUGGUCUGUCCUCUUCUACUUCGUCCUCAUACUGUUCGGCAUCGCUCAACAGUUGGCAAUCUGGCAUUGCUUGAUCACUGGGAUCAUGGCUAUCAACAUCAAGAAGCUGAAGAACUGGGAAACAACAAUCACAUUCUUCACUUGUGCUUGUGGUUUCAUCCUCGGCUUGCCUAUGGCUACUCAGUUUGGCAUUUUCGUGGUUUACUACCUGGACUACUGUGUGGGCGGCGGAUGGUGGAUGAUCUGUCUCUACUUAGCGGAACUGCUGGCAGUUUUCAUGGUGCGAGGGAGACCUUACAGUGGUGAGACUGUCGUAGCUACUCUCUUUUCCCGAGCCGGUUCCUGUCUCCAGAACUUGGUCGCUCCAUUACUCUCCUUCAUCUGGAACGUCAUUCUACCGGUGCUUCUGAUGGUAGUGUCCAUUACCAUCUUCAAGAACGGAAAGUUCAGAGAGUUGUUCUGCUGGAGUGCUCCGAUGUUCUACGACUACUGGCCUACGUGGGCUCGACAGUUCGGCUGCUUAUUGCAGGUCGUGCUGCUCCUUACGAUACCUUUCAUCGGUCUUAUACAGAGCUGUCGUUACCUCUCUGAUGGGCCUCCGGAUAUUCUUGAUCGGAUCCAAAUGCUGUAUAGGCCACAGAUAGGUGGUGCAGCAAGUGUGUUAGACUUCACAAGUCAGACAGACAUGGAGACAACAGCUACCGCCUCCGCCAAUAUCGCAGCAGAGGACCCCCCACCCAAGUACACACCCCCUCCCUCCUACACCACUGCCACAGGAGCUAGGAUUGCUAAAAUGCUGCGUCAGAGCUUCAGACGAAGCAUGCGGCGGAUCACCACAGCACUAGGUAGUGGAGAGGGCAGUGAGCCGUCAAGCCGCCCUCGCCUGCCUCUGCCACCACCCCCAGACUACUCGGCCGUGCUGGUCGAGAUGCAUCAGAGUCAGGGAGACACGGUGGUAGUGAAUCGGACAGACCACUCCACCCUAACUGCUGACGAUGUGGCCACCAUACUACGCAGUAGCAUACGGCGCAAUGUUCGGGAUGUCAUUGAGAGUUCCAGUUCGGAGCGGCUUGUAGAUGCUGCGGCCCCAAUAAAUGAGGACUCUAUCGUGUUGGAAGUUGACAAAGUUCUUGACCUCCACAGACAUUGAUCGCACAGAUCGUAAAGUGUUUUCAAUUCGGCAUAGUGCAAUCAUUUUUUAUGAAGUAGUUCAACUGAUAUAGGUCAGUUAAAUUGAAUUUAAAAUGUGGGUAUCUAAUAAUCAAUCCUUGGUAAUUUGUGUGUUUCUCAUUUAGCUGCUUUUAACUAUAUUAAAAUUUGUGACCAACUGUUACUUAAACACCUUUUCUUCUUACUUUUUUCAAUAAAUCCUCUAAGGAAAUAGUGGACUUAAUCACCUUCAAGGAGUAAAAUUUUAAAGGAGAGUGUUAUCUUUCCCUUAAUUUCAACAUUAAGUUCAGUAAUACAUAAUAAUGACUUGAAACAAAGGAUCAACCAACUCACUUUGUCUGCCCAGCUCAGUUGGACUACUUCAUUACAAAAUCACUCUCUGCUGGAGUGACCUAUGUCGAUUGAACCAGUGUUUAGUUUACUGCCCUAGUGCCUAGUAACUCAUCUGUGAUAUCUUAUAGAAAGUGCUGAAUCCGUCCUUCUCGAAGCUGUUUGUUAGCCAAAGCAAUAGCAGUGUGUUGUGUUAGUGUGUGUCUUAGGUAAGCUACGAUGUAUCCUAGGACUAGAAGUAUAUAUAGUUGAACAGUCUAAACAAGUACAAAGUGUAAAGCCAAAUGCUGUACAUCUUAGUAUGCUCUCCAGAACUGAGUUUGGAAAUGUGUGAUAUUCACGUUAGUUAUUUUAAAUUAUUGUUUUCAUUUAAAGUGAUUAAACAACUGAAAUCAGUAAAUUGUCAUAAAGCUGGAAUAUAAGUGCUUUACAUGUAUAAAGUUUAAGGUUUUUAGAUGUUUAAUGCACAAAAUAAUUACAAAUUUUUUUUGACAAAUUUAUAAAGAAAUUAAUUAAUGAGAUGACUCCCAUUCCCAUUAAGUCAAUUAAAAUUACUGUUCACGUUUCAAACAUCACUAUUGCUAAUUGUUUUCAAAUUCCUCCAUUAUAUAUAGACAAUUUUACUAAACAUGCUUUUGUAACACUCGACACAAAGCUUUAGGAUAAUGUAGUUUAUCGAAUAGUCACUGGCUUGUACAGUCUCGAGUUAAUUAAAGGAUCUCAAAUUAAUACAACGAGCAUGUGUUUAAUGUUAGGUUUAAAUAAACAAAACUGCACAACAUUUGUGAUUUCCAAUAGAAAUUGUUUUAAUUGUGAACAAAAGAGGAUAUACUUGUGUUCAACACUUAUUCCUAGGAUUUUUAAUUGUAGAAAUCUGUACAUUCCUCUGGCAAAACGAACAUGUCACAUUUUUUACCAACUCACAACCAUCACAACCGAAUCAAACCUUUACUAUACUAGUCCAAGUAUAACGUCUCUUCUCUUGUACAUAUUAUAACUCUAGACUAGAUUCUAGUGUGUAUCAUAUUUAUUGUCAUGUAUAUACAAUGUUGUAUUUGUGGUGUUGCAUGUGAGAAGGCAUUCACAAAGACUGAUUCUGAUCCUUUAAUAAACUGAAUUUAUAUGUUACAUUUUUUUUGUAGCUUUUUUGCUUCAAGCAAAUAUUAUUUUAACCAAAAUAUUUAUAAACAGCUAAAAUAAUUGUAAUACUAAAGUAAUAUGCUAAUGAUUU
Messenger RNA from Homalodisca vitripennis (glassy-winged sharpshooter), 5329 nucleotides. It is a transcript of the gene bdg, whose product is annotated as sodium-dependent transporter bedraggled. The coding region runs from base 188 to 3748 and encodes 1186 amino acids. The transcript is spliced from 15 exons. NCBI's taxonomy places the organism in Eukaryota, Metazoa, Arthropoda, Insecta, Hemiptera, Cicadellidae. The record is from RefSeq and is a predicted model, not a curated record. Gene Ontology annotation, cellular component: membrane. Gene Ontology annotation, biological process: sodium ion transmembrane transport.